Lolium perenne is the source of this 2044-nucleotide messenger RNA. Its product is annotated as heat shock 70 kDa protein BIP4. Gene Ontology annotation, molecular function: ATP binding; ATP-dependent protein folding chaperone. The record is from RefSeq and is a predicted model, not a curated record. NCBI's taxonomy places the organism in Eukaryota, Viridiplantae, Streptophyta, Magnoliopsida, Poales, Poaceae.
AUGACGAUUCCGCCGCCGCUGCGCUCGCGGUUGCUGGACGGGGAAAGAGGUUCCCGUUUCACCGGCGCCAAGGUUGGCGCCGACCUGGGACUCGGCAUCGCCCUCGUCGCCGAUCCGGACGACGAGGAACUGGCAGCCAUUCGCCGUGCCUGCCAGCUGCCCCGACGACGGCUGGCCGAGGCCCUCGACAGUGGCGUCAUUACGCAGCUACCCGGCGUGUCCAAAAAUCGAGCGAAGAAGAUGACGAUGUCUCGUGCCGCCGCGUUGCUGCUCUGCCUUGUGCUCGUCGGAUCCGUAAACCUUACGGCGUCGUACUUCGACCCCGGCCCACCCCGCCGCAGCAAGAACAGCGACGUGAUCGGCAUCGAUCUCGGUACAACCUAUUCCCGCGUCGCCGUCUACCGGAACGAGCGUGUCGAGAUCGUCCCCGACGAGCAUGGCAACCGGGCCACCCCAUCGCAGGUCGCCUUCACGGACGGCGGCAACAGGUUCGUCGGCGAGGCCGCCAACACCAUCUAUGGCGCCGCCAAGCGCCUGCUGGUGCUCGUGCUCAGCCCCGAGGAGAUUGCCGCCGACGUGCUCGCCAAGCUGAAGGGCACGGCGGAGGCCUUCCUAGGGAUGAACAUCACGAAGGCGCUGAUCACCGUCCCGGCCUACUACAAAGACGCGCAGCGGCAGGCUACCAAGGACGCCGGCGUCAUCGCCGGGCUUGAGGUCCUACGCAUACUAAACGACCCCUUCGCUGCCGCCAUCUCCUACGGCCUCCUCGACAGGCGCUACGACAAGAAGAUUCUGGUGUUCGAUCUGGGCGGCGGCACGUUGGACGUCACCGUGAUGAUAGUAGAGGAUGGUGUAUUGGAGGUCCUCUCCAUCAGCGGCGACUCCAGACUCGGUGGCCAGGACUUUGACCAACGCGUCGCGGACCACUUUGUCGAGGUGAUCAAGCAGAAGCACGGCCGGGACAUCACCGGCGACAGCCGCGCGAUGCAGAGGCUGCGCCGGGAGUGCGAGCGGGCCAAGCGGGCGCUGAGCGACGAGCCCGAUGCGCGCGUUGAGAUCGAAGAGCUGUUGGACGGCGUGGACUUCUCGGAGCCGCUCACGAGGGCGCAGUUCGAGGAGCUCAACGAAGACCUCUUGCUGAAGGCAAUGGCGCAGGUGGAGAAGGCCGUGGCGGACGCCGAGCUGGAUAAACGCGAGAUCGACGAGAUCAUCCUCGCCGGAGGCAGCACGAGGAUCCCCAAGGUGCAGCAGCUGGUCAGGGAUUACUUCGACGGCAAGGAGCCUCUCAGCGGGAUCGACCCCGACGAGGCCAUGGCCUAUGGCGCCGCCGUCCAGGGAAGCUACUUGACGCGAUACGAGCAUGCGGAGCCGGAGCUGAAUCGGUACUCGCCGUGGUAUGGUGCGCUUUCGAUUGGCAUCGAAACGGAGGAUGGCAAGAUGACGCGGGUGAUCCCAAGGAACCCGACCUUGCCGACGAAGAAGACGCACGUCCUCACCACGUUCUGGGACAAGCGGUCCACCGUGACAAUCAAAGUGUUUGAGGGCGAGCGCAGUGAGACCAAGGACUGUAGAUUCCUCGGCCAGCUCGAACUCUCCGGCAUCCCUGCCGCAAGUAUAUGGAACUGGGGCAGGCGGGACAUCGAGGUGACUUUGGAGGCGGACGAGCACGGCGAGCUCCGCGUGGAGGCGACGGACAAGAGGUCCGGCAAGUCGGAGAGCGCCAUCAUCGACCGCAGUGGCCGGCUGAGUCCGGAGGAUAUCGACCGGAUGGCCCGCGAGUGGGAGGCGUUGCUAGCUCGAGACGAGCUGCAGGCGUACGUGCGCAGCGUCAUGGACGUGGUCGACGGAAAGAUGGAGCCUGAGGAGGCGGCGGUGACGAAAGCGAGGGGAUGGUUCGACGUCAACCCGGUCGCCGGGAAGGACUAUGAGGAGAAUCUCAGGGAGCUGGUGGACGUGUGCUACCCUGUCGUAUCGGCCGUGCACCAGAGGUUCCCCGGUGGCCACGAUGACGAUGAGCUUUAGGAGCUUCAAAUGCAUUUCUCUC